CGUUGACCUUAUAAUUUAUUUCUUACUAGCGUGUGAUAAUAUUUAUCUUUCAAAAUAUCUUAAAUUUAAGAUAUAUUUUAAGUGAUUGUUGCGUGGUAAAACGUAGUCAUAAGAGUGUGAUUUUGGAUUUUUGCAAUUCGUUUGAUAUACGUCACAGCGCCAUGUUGUAUUCCUGCGCUGAUUGCAGGCACGAGAAAUCUGCCAACCCGUUUAUUUUUCGGGAUUAGUUCCCGAUAAUAAAUCGAACCGCGAUUUUGUACUCAAAUAUAUUUUAAUUUAUAUUUGUUGGCAAAUGUAAACCAACAUUAGUGAAUUCGAUGAAUCCUUGUUGCCUCCUUUCGAGCGCUAACUCCUAGUUUCAACUGCAGUUUUGUGCAUCCGCGAAAGUUGAAAGGACUGUGUUGUAAAAGAAGUGAUAUUAAUUAGCCAAAAUUCCGGUCCCUACGCGCAGACGAGAAGGUGCCUACCCGCCGGGGCAGUCGGGCGAAGGAGAUAUGAACAACAAACGCAAAAAUCGCCAAGGGCCGCCGAGGUCGCCGCGAGGUCGCGUGGUGGCCGAGGGCGUGUACAACAACGCCCACUUCAUGCACGCAGCCACCUCCCACGUUGGCGACAUCGUGCAGGUCCUCACACAGUCUGGUAGCCUCUGGGAGGGCGUGUUCAAGACUUUCAGCGCGCAGUUUGAGGUGAGUCACUCCAGGCAGCACCUUCGUGCACACUACCACCUCCCACUUCUAUCGCGCAGGUCGCCGCGAGGUCGCGUGGUGGCCGAGGGCGUGUACAACAACGCCCACUUCAUGCACGCAGCCACCUCCCACGUUGGCGACAUCGUGCAGGUCCUCACACAGUCUGGUAGCCUCUGGGAGGGCGUGUUCAAGACUUUCAGCGCGCAGUUUGAGGUUGUAUUAGAAGUGGCUCACCGCGUCGACCAAGAGGGCGUGGUAGCGGUCGACUCAGUGGUCGAGAAGCUGAUCUUCAAGCCCCAGGAUGUGGUGUCCAUUCGGGCCAAGGACUCCGACCUGGAGUACGCCACCACAGACGUGUUCCAGACCGAUGGGGCCAUCUCUAGCAAGUUUAAUGGCAACGGGCGCGCCGAGGAGCGGCAGCUGGAGCCCUGGGACUGCGACGGCGACGCGGGAGACUCGCCCUCCGUCAACGGCUCGGCGCGGCUCGGAGAGCUGGAGCUCGACCACCGCGCCAACGGCUGGGACGCCAACGACAUGUUCAGAAAAAACGAGGAGGUGUACGGGGUACACAGUACCUACGACCACUCGCUCGCCGGUUACACGCUGCCGCUACAGAGGAAAGACACACAAGACUACAGAGACGCAGAAGCCAAAGCGGAAGAGAUAGCCGCUGAAAUAGAAAACGCAGCUUCGUACAAAGCUCGCAUAGAAUUAGAAAAUGGCGACGAAGAGGAAAGAUAUGCGGCUGUUGUGCGGCCGGCCGCCGCCGACGGCGGCAAAUACGUCAUACCCAAUAAGAGGAAGGGAGUUCAGCAGGCGGGCAAGCUGACUGGCAAGCCGUCACCGGCGACCAACAACGGCGGCGCUCCCGUGAAGCCCGCCGCCUACCACUCGCCCGCGCCGCCCGCGCCCGCCCCCGCCUCCGCCUCCGCCUCCGCGCCCAAGGACAAGGAGCGUCCGCCACGGCACCAUCUCACCCCAGAGGACAGGCGGCCCUCAGACGACCCGCCGGCGGCAGCAGCGAGCGCGGUGCCGGCGCCGGCGCCGACGCCGACUGCGGGCGGCAAGAGCUACGCGGCGCACGCGGCCGGCUACCACGCGCCGCCGCCCUUCCCGCCGCACCACCUCCAGGCCGCAUCAAGCGGCGCAGGAGCAAGCGCAGGCGCAGCGCCGGCCGCCAAGCUCAACGGCGAGCCGCGCGCGCCGCACCAGCCGCACCCCGCGCACCCGCACCACUCACCGCACCCCAGGGCCACCUUCCCGCCGCACCACCACCACAACCCCGUACCACCGGCAGAGGGGCCACGACCACGCCACGUGCCCGAACCACGACGGCAGGACGAGGUGCAGGAGCUGCGCAAGUUCGGCGCCGAGUUCAAACUGGUGACGUCGCCCGCGCCGCCCGCGGCGCUGCCGCCGCAGCCCAUGCCGCAACCGACGCAGCCGCCGCCGGCGCCGACCACGCCGGAGGUGUCGGCCAACGCGGGCGCCGUGUCGGAGCCGCACGCCAAGCGGCCGCUGCCCAAGCACGAGCCCCUCCACCACCACAAGCCGCCAGUGGUCCCCGUGGAGCCCCCGGCGUCCCCGGGCGCGGGGGCGGGCGCGGGCUCGCCGCCGGCGCCGGGCGCGGGCGCGGGCGCGGGCGGCGUGGAGCGCGCGGCGGUGAGCGCGGCCACGCUCAAGAAGUCCACGCUGAACCCCAACGCCAAGGAGUUCAACCCCGCCGCCAAGAGCUUCGCCUCCAGGAGCCCCACCACACCCAACCCGAGCCGGCCACACACUCCUGGCACUCCGGUGGGGUCCCUAGUGGGCGGUGUGGGCGUGGGCGGCGUGGGCGUGGUGGGCGCCGGCGUCUCCUACGUGCCCGCGCCGCACCCCCCUCCACACAUGGUUGCGGCUGUCCCCGCCUACGCGAUGGUAGCGGCGGCCGCGGCGGCGGCGCAGCAGCCGCCAGCGUAUUUACCGCAUCCGCAUCCGAUGGAGAUGGGCUGCGAGUGCCGGCAGUACGCGCCGCCGAUCCUCGUCGUGGACAAGCGGGACCGCGCCGACGCGCUGGCGUACGGAGCUAUGGGGGGCGGAGGGGCGGUGGCGGGUGGGGCGGCGCAGCACGGGCCUCUGCCCGCGCAGCCGCAGAGGAACUUCCGGAAAGUUGGUGUCGGCAGCGGCGUAGGCGUGGCAGCGGCUACCGGGCAGCCCCUGCUGACUCCAGCCCCCAUGCAGCCUUUUGUACCGGCCGUGUACCCGCCCCCGCACCACCAGCAACAACCCGCGCUCCACUAUCAACACGUGCCGAACUUCCAAGUGCGCAUGUACCACGGGGGCGGCGUGUCGUCCAUGGGCUCGAUGUCCAUGCCGGAGUACGCGCCGCCCGCGCCCUCGCCCGCCGCCGCCUCGCCCGCGCUCUACCCGCCGCCCUCGCCCGCGCACACGCCGCACCAGCACCAGCACCACCCCCACCCCCACCCACACCCCCACCCCAUGCAGCACCCGCACCCCCACCCCCAUCCCCACCCCCAUCCGCACCACCACUACCAGCAGCCGCCCUUCCAGGUGCUGUGCCCACUGAUGGGCCCCGGGGGCGGGCAGCACCACCACCACCACCACGUGGCGUACCUCAACCACGCGCCGCCCACCGCCUCGCCGCCGCAGCCGCACCCGCACCAGCUGCAGCUGCUGCCGGGCGCCGGCGGCGUGGGCGGCGUGGGCGGCGGCGGCGGGGCCAGCACGCCCGGCCUGCACGCGCACCCGUGAGGCUCCCCCACCCCCGCCCCGCCCCCCCGCGCGCGCGCACACACCGCGUCGCUCCACACACGCGCCCGCCGUGCUAGGCGCGCGUCCGCCUCUCUACAGACUCGAGCUGUUACAACCGGCCCGCAACGCUACUCCGGCGUUCCUGAGGCGUCAAGGAGAUACUUAGGUUCCAAUAAUGUGUUUACUGCCAAAAGACCCUCGCGUUUGAAGCUCGACGAUUUUAGCCGCGUGCAGUGGUGAAGUGUCGAUUACGUCAUUGAUUUUCACAAGGAUCUUCAAAGAUUAUGAAAAUCGAUCAACGCUCUAGACCUUCGGUUCGCCCGUUGACGUAAGAGGUAAAGGCAGGUGCACGGUAAUGAAUGUGUUGAAAAUCGAUCGAGCCUAAAAGAGCAAGUUUGUCUCUGAAUAAUUCAUGUAUAUUCUUUAUAAAAAUGCAUUAAGUUAAAGCUCAUGAUAUUUGUCACUUAAACAGGUAUUUUUCUAUUAAAAUAAUAUUCCUAUUUUAUAUUUUAUUAAUUAAUCAUGACUUUGUUGUAUUGUGACAUGAUAACAUCUACAACUUUCUAAGUUUCUACAAAUAGUAUACAAUAAUUUUAUACAUCUUAUGCCAUUAUUUUAAUUUCCAAAAAAUUAUAUCAUGAGCUUUAAUUUAAUUUUGAAAUAUCUCCGUAAGUAAAAUAUUAGUACAUAAUCAAUGACUAUUGUAAUAUUUUGCCAACGGAAUAUAAAGAAGUAUUAUAAUGAAUAACACAUUUUUAUGAACCUAACGUCUGUAUAGAAAAUGUAUAGUGUGGGUAAACUUUUUAAAUAUUUUUACUCUGCACCAAAAAUUAUGAAUCGAAUUAUGUGUGAUUAUAAUAAUCAGUUGAUUCAUACAAUUUAUUGUAAUUAUUUAUCCAUGAGUUUUCAAUUCGUGUACUUUAAAAUAAUUAAAUUAUAAGAUUUGUACUAUGUAUACUUUCCAAAAGUUUGCCCAUACAUUGAAAACCUUUAAUACACUGGCAGCUUGUACAUAAAACGAUUUCAAACUUACUUUGCCUAAAUAUUUGUUUUGCAAAUGGCAAUACAGUCACUGCAAUAAUUAAUAUUUACAUUUAAUAUUAAUUCGCAAAUAUCCUCGUAUAUUCACAGUUGGCAACACUGACAACAGGCAUGCAUGUACUGUUCGAAGCGAUCGGCUUAUAGUGGGACUUAAAAUUAUAGAAAUUAAAUAAAAUGGAAAUGAGAAUGUCUACACGAAAUUGUUGCCAUGUUUAUGCGUUUUGCGUCAGAAAUUUUACAGUUACGAAGAAAAUGGUGCCCUCAUUAGUUUCUACAAUUUUAAGACUCACUGCAAAUGGAUGUUUUUUUUAAGAACUGUGUUUCAGUGUUGCCAUGCCAGUGUAAAACCUAGUAUAGACGGUUCGCUUAGCACGGCGGGAAAAAUGUAUCAAUGUAACUUUAUUUGUAAGAAUACGACCUGGCUACAACGAACUAUACCAGCCAGUUGUAAAAUAGUUAGAUAAUUUCCUUUGGCCGCGGCCCAUCUGGCCGAUGGGCGGCGGCCAUCUUAAACUCGAAUCGUCGGCGACGGUUUGGCGUUUAACAAUAUUUAUUUAGUGCUAUGUUAGUCUCCUCCGUAUGUUCUGUUGCGUGAAUCGUGUCAAUUAUGGCGGGGGACGGUCAAGAGCUGCAACAUAUAAUAUACUUAUGCCCAGCAGACUAAAGAGUCAUGCUGCAAAUUGACUUGAAGCAUAAACUGACCCACUUAGAUAAGGGUCAGAUAUGUCUGCAGCUGUACAUUGGGGAUUUAUAAGUAUAGAUGUCUGAUCUGCGUCGAAGUGAUGAAUUAUCUCUGCGGUUGAUUUAUUUAUGUGUUAAAAUUAAUGUCGAUGUUUAAAAGAGCUUGGCUCUUUGACUAUUCAAAGCUCAAUAUCAUUAUGAAGGGCAGAAUGAGUUAAAAAGUUCUUCAUUUUGAAAUAGGCAUGUAAAAUAAAGGGGAAUUUAUUACAUGUACUAAAUUGGCGCCUACAGAGAUUGGCGUUUUAAAUGAGCUAUUUUUUUUAUAUAAAUCUGUUUGAAACUUGGCCUCGGAAAAUAAAAGAGGGGCAACAGGAGUAAUAACCAUAUAAGAAUUAAGGUCUUUAAAUGCAAACAUUUAUCACUAAAACGUCAUGUGGCAUCAACAUGUCAAUACGAAUAUAUUACCUGUGGUAAAUCUAAUUUAAAAACAGAACUAUCUGUCACAAAAGUUGUUCUUUGCUAUGUAGGCUAAACUACAUUAAAUGUAUAAAAAGUGUCACUUAACGUCAAGGUAAAGGCGAGUAAAAAUAGGUUAAUUUCAACGGAAUGCACUCCGUGACCCGUUUUGAGUGUGUAAUUGUAUAAUGGUCGAAUAAAAAUGGGUUAGUUUCAAGGAAAGGCACUCAGUGACCCGUUUUGAGUGUGUAAUUGUAUAAUGAAUGAGUAAAAAAUGGGUUAGUUUCAAAGAAAUGCAUUCUGUGACCCGUUGUGAGUGUGUAGAGCAGUCGCGACCGUACCCCCGCCUGUGGACUUUGUUUUUGAUACUUUUAUAGUGCUGUUUGAGUGAGCGCGCUGUAGGUACUGUAUAUAAAGUAGGUGGCGCAAGGCACUCGUAGGUGAAGUGAGACAUACCUGCAUCUAUCCUCGUAACGCCCACCAUACAAAAUAUUUCCUAGGGAAUUUUGAUUCUAGUUGUAUUUGAAAUUGAGUUGAGUUUUAUUUGUUAGAAAAAUUUUAGAAACAAAGGAAAUGUUAUGAUUACAUGAAACUUAAAAUUCCAUUGAAACUUGUGCAUCUGAAUGUACAUUGGGCGCCAAGAGGCUAUAGUGAAAACUUGAAAGAAGCAUACCUUACAAUAUCAUAUAAGUAUACUUCACUAUACAUAGAAAGGUAUUAUUGAAAAUAUACAAUCGAAUAAUGCAGUUUGUGUAGUAUUUUUUAAAGAAAUUGUAAUUGAAAUCACAUUUUUAAGAUUUUGUCCUUAUUCACGCCGGAUAACGAAAGUUGAUGUUAUGUAUUCAAGUGAAUCCAUACCACCGUUAUUACUGUAGCUAUUUGAAUUCAAGGUGUUCUUGUUUUUAAAAUUAAUAUACAGUUCUUGAAACUGACAUCCAAAUGUAAAUCGUUUUUUAAACGCAUUUUUGAACAAUCGGAUAUGUUAAAAGGGGCUAUUAAAAUGCUGGCAGGCCAGAGUUUAACCACUAUCUUAGAUCUACUCUUAUUAUUCCCAGUUGCCAUUUAUUAUUUUUUGUCAGUUUAAUUUACAAAAUACAUUAUAAUUUUGAAACACUGAUCAACUCACUUCGCCUACCAAUGUCUUUACAGAUGCGUUUCCAUCGAUAUUUUGCUAUUUUCAAUAACUUUAUCUUAUUUGAAGUGUACCCAUCAAAUUGAAACGAUUUGUGGCUAUCCUUGUCUAAAAGACCUUUAUGUUUGAAAAGCAAUAAGGUUCUUUCCAUCUCAAAUUAAACAUAAAUAGUGUUAAAAAAAAGUCAUUAUGGACCCUAUAGUCUAGGACGAGCACAUUUUUUAUUAAAAAUCCCCUGCAGUUAUUUUUAGAUAAUACUUUAAAAAAUAUCUAUGGUUUUUAGUAUCGUAAAAACGCAUCUACGUCAAAAAUUCUCUAUUCAAAUAAUUUCUACUAUUAGUGGAGACAGAUUUCAUCUCGUUCAAGGAAUUUUAGCGGUGUUUCGCGGUCGUCGGACAAUAAAACAAAUAAAAUAGAUUAGGUUAGUGGGCAAUGAUGGCUUGUAAAUAAACCACGCGAUAUAUAAAGACAACUAAAUUUAAACUACCCUCGUCUAUGAGACUUUUCUGAUAACAUUUUGUUUUGAUUUCAUAGAAUUUAUUGUAUUUUGAUUCUGUAAAAGGGUUUUUUGAUUUCGUAAAAAUUAGAUUACUGAUUUGGAACUAACGUUAAAUAUUAAUAUUUAAGAACCCAAGCCUUGAAAGCAAUAAGUAGUUUGAUGUUGUUCUAAUUAUUAUUUCUCAUUUUAAAGUACACUAGUGUGGAACUGAGCUCUUUCCAUGCCUAAGUGGAAGGUUUAAAGGGCCAUUAUUUACUGUAAAACGUUGUAUAAUUCACGUGCGAAUAAUCAAUUCGCUACUCGUGUUUUGAUUUAUCAUCCCUCGUAAAAAUUUCCUACUUUUAGCACUUGUAUUGUACUAUUGACUUUCUUAAAUUUCUUGUGAAAACCAGAGCUUAAAUAUCGUCACAUUGCCCAAUAGAAACCUUGACUAUUGUAAUAUAUCUCUAUAUUUACCGCGAUGCAAGAUAGAUAUUUACACCUCGAAUGAAGUCCACGUGUACAUAUGUAUAUAAAGAAUAUUUUGAGGGUCACCUCCUCUUGUGAUUGCCUCAGCAGUCGAGGGCCUACUGGACCUGUGUUGGAGCUGUACUUGGCUUGUGGAAAGAUAAAAAUAUAUCGCUAUUUCAUUUAAAUUAUAAUGCUUCUAGAAAAGAAGUGUGAAAUAACAUUGUCUUAAACUUCUUAAAGUGUAAGUAAGGGUCGGGUGGUCUAGUGGCAAAAAUUUUAGCCGCGUAAGCUUUCCGUGUUCGAUUCCCGGCUCGGCCGCCGACUUGGUCUUUUUAUUUAGUGUAUGAUAUGUAUUUUAACAUGAUAAAAGGAAGCAAACUUGCCUGAAUCACAUUAUAUCUACUUUUAAAAUGGUAACCUUCAUUUUAUUUGAUGAUAUAUUUCAAUAAUACAAGACGAGCAAUAUUUAAGCGUAUGUACUAAUGUCUAUAAUAAAAUUAGACUUCCAGAAUACAAGUGGUCUCUAAACUUUACUAUGGGAGAUCUAAUAGCAUAGCUUCAAUUUGAAAACUACCUACUUUAAAGACAACCGAAGAACGUAUCAUUUCAGUUGUAAACGUCACAUCUUUUGCGUUGCUGCUAUAACAAAAGUUACUCGUAUCAAAUAUAGUGAUAUUUGUAUCGAGUACAGGCGCGUGAAAUUAACAUAAUAUAUAUCACCUUCAAAAAUAAAUAAAAUAUCCAUAGUGAAAAAAAAAUCUGUAAGAUUUUUAUCUUUUCACAAAGUCGCAAGUUGUAAGUUAGCUCGAGAACACGCUACGGGUCAUUUAUUAUUGUUUUUUUCCACAUUUUGUUUUGAUUAAAAGUUUUAUUGUCGCGUGAGCGUUGUAAGUUUGUUGCUACGAGAGUAAGAUAUGAGAAAUUCUAUGUGCGUAUGUUAUUGUUAAGCGCCAUAUAAAAUUAUAUAAAACUAUAUAUAAUGAUUUGCCGCGUGGACAGCGCGGAUUUGUUUUUCUUUUAGUAAUAGAAGAUCGGAAUUAUUUGUAAUACCGUGUAUUCUGUUCGAUUGUUCCUUUGUGUGUGUACGAGUGUGAGUACACAACUGAUUCCUCCGGCGUUCGCGGGUAGAGACGUCUCUCGCACUAUCUAGUCGGAGAGACGGGUGCUCGCCCGCCAAGCCUCGUGCGAUGUCGUACUGCCAAGCGACGCUACUGUCUGACAUCGCAUUCUCGAUAGCAUUUAGUUGAUAUAUAUCGAUAUAUAUGUAAUGUCACAUCGAACUCGACGACCGUUCGGCCGAUUUGAUCAUUGUGCCUUGACGUCGUGUCGAUUCGAAAGACAAAAACUAAGCGUAUUACGCGAAGAUCGGAGCAGCUUUUGUAAAUUUGGCAAUUGAUUGCCCAUGUAAAUAGGCCGCCCGGAUUGUGGGCGGCCGUUAUUUAUAUACCUCUAUAUACACUUUAUAUAUAGAUGUAUAAAAUUGCCUUAUAUGUGUGUGUGCCCGAUCGCGAGGGGGGCCGCGGGCGGAGAGCGAGCGAGGGGCUCGAAACCCCGUUUUUCUAUGAAUGCUGUGUACUAGAAACACUCGCCGCGCUCUCCGCUCGAGGUUCGGCCUCUAAUGAUUGUUACCAACGUGUAGAUGGUGGCGCGGCGUGCUGUGUAUUGUCAAUUAUAGAACUGUCCAUGUUUUCUAUCGACAAAAAUGUCAAAAUUGUCAUGAUCUUGUUCAUUUAAAUUUGAAAUGAUGGAACAACACUAUGCAAAGCAUUGGGUGCAAGAAAGAUUAUAUUUUUUGUCUGUAGGAAAUACGGUAGCGAGUUUAGCGCGUCUAUUUCUAAUUACUUGCAUGAAAAAGACGGCCGUUUUGCCUCGCAAUAGUUUAAAAAGGGAUCUAACAUCUGACUUUUGUGAGAAUGCCAGCAAUCGAAUAUGAUGAUGAUGAGAAUAUGUUUUAAAAAUCCUUCGUUUUGUAUUUUCAUUUUAAUUAAAUGGUCAGAAUUGUUGUACAGGCUUUAGACAAGUCUUAUUUUGAUAUUUAUCAUCUAUAUCGACAUAACAUGUGGUAUUCAUGCAAACUUCUUUUGGUCUGUUUUAAGAAAUAAUCAUUGUUCUAUCAUCUUCUAUUCAUCUAUCAGAAUCGAUUUAGUAGUUUGGAAAUAAUAACUAAAUAUCUGCAACGAAAACCAAUAUCAACUGUGAUUUCAACCAAAUUUUGUCAAACUACGUUGUAAAAUUGAAAUUAUUUGAUGAAGAUGAGAAUUUGAAUAUAGUAUAGUAGUAAUAACAGUUAUAAUUAAAAAGAAUUGAAUUUACAGGAUUAGGUUACGUUAGUCUGCCAGCGGACGCCGUUUCUGUCAAAAAUCAUUACUCUGACUAUAAGGUAGCUACCGUAAACCUCGUGUCUUUGCCAAGUAUUCCUAUCUUCGCCUGUCUUUAUAAAAGACGAAUUUUCCGUAGAUUAGAUUCCACAAAAAUUACUACAUUAUUGAGUCGUAUUUUGCGGAACCUAUUUAUAGGCGGUAGUUUCUUAUAAAACCAGGGGAAUAUGGAUAUAAUAACGAAUUGAUGGUGUAACACAUCACAUCAAAUAAUUUCAAAGAGUCUCACUAGCACGCCGCUACCCCCUAGCAUGAUACUGUUUAAACUAAACAGUAUCAUGCUAGGGGCCGAUUGUAUAAUUAUGUAUAAAGACUGAAAGGAGUGGAGAGCUAAGGAUGUAAAUUGGUUUUUAUAAAACGCCUACUUGAUUUAAGCUUAGCGAAGCGAGGGCGUGGAGCACUCUGUGCCAAACUCGAUGGCAGGAUGUUUUUUUAAAUAACUUGUAAUUGUUCACCACGAACACCUGUGGCCGCAAUUAUUUUUCAAUAAAAAAGUAAAAAAAAACGUGUUUUGAACACAACA
This is a messenger RNA of Leguminivora glycinivorella, 10597 nucleotides long. RefSeq names its product ataxin-2-like protein. Gene Ontology annotation, molecular function: RNA binding. Gene Ontology annotation, biological process: cytoplasmic stress granule assembly. Gene Ontology annotation, cellular component: cytoplasmic stress granule. Lineage: Eukaryota; Metazoa; Arthropoda; Insecta; Lepidoptera; Tortricidae. The transcript has 22 exons. The coding region runs from base 495 to 3437 and encodes 980 amino acids. The record is from RefSeq and is a predicted model, not a curated record.